AUGGCUGCCUCUCUUAUCCGUACCUCUGUCCGUACCGCUCUUCGCGCUGGAGCUUCGGCUACUCCCAAAGCUGCGGGUGUUGCGGGUUUGACCUUUGCCCGUGGCAAGGCCACUUUGCCUGACCUGGCUUAUGACUAUGGCGCCCUUGAGCCCUCUAUUUCCGGAAAGAUCAUGGAGCUUCACCACAAGAACCACCACCAGACCUAUGUCAACAGCUACAACACCGCCGUCGAACAGCUCCAGGAGGCCGUCGCCAAGGAGGACAUCGCCGCCCAGAUCAACCUCAAGCCCUUGAUCAACUUCCACGGUGGUGGCCACAUCAACCACACUCUUUUCUGGGAGAACCUUGCCCCUAAGAGCCAGGGUGGUGGUGAGCCCCCAUCUGGAGCUUUGGCCAAGGCCAUCGACGAGAGCUUCGGCAGCUUGGGAGAGUUCCAGGGCAAGAUGAACGCCGCCCUCGCUGGCAUUCAGGGAAGUGGAUGGGCUUGGCUCGUCAAGGACAAGCAGACCGGAAACAUUGGCAUUAAGACUUAUGCUGUAAGUUCCUCCUUGUGGACCCUGUCGUUGGCCAGUUCCAGCCUCUUCUCGGUAUUGAUGCUUGGGAGCACGCCUACUACCUUCAAUACCAGAACCGCAAGGCCGAAUACUUCAGUGCCAUCUGGGACGUCAUCAACUGGAAGGCCGUUGAGAAGCGCUUCGCGUAAGCGUGCAAAAAAAAAACGCGGUGGGUUUCGGGCGUUCUUCGCUGGUGCCCUCCGACCUAAGAAAUCUCGUCAGGUCCUCCGGAAGGGAUUCAGCGCAUCGACUCCGAAUCUAAAAGAAGGUCUACAUAGCAAAGAUGUCGUCCCGGAGAUGCCUUCACUGGCCCCAUUGGAGGCCCACCGUCUCAAAUACCGAGAUGUAAAUCUUCAGAAAGAUACUCAACUAGGCGAAAGCCGCGAUCAUACCGCAAUGCUACACUCAAUUGGUGUUGGAGACCUUGACCCUUCCGAUCCAAACGCGCAGGUACACGAAUUCGACAAUAGACCGCCAGGCGAGCCCGUGAUUGCCAGCUUGACAUCGGACCUCUGGGCCAAGAUCACCGAGUAUCUUAAUCCCGCUGAGAGAGCCAGUCUUGCCUUCUCCAGCAGAACACUCUACGUUCGUCUGGGCCGCGAACCCUGGAUAACUAUAAACCUCCCAGAAAACCACAACUACAAAGCGGACUUCCUCAUCUCCCAAGACCGACUACUCCCUCACCAUCUCCUCUGUUUCCCCUGCGGCAAAUACCACCGCCGGACACAAGAAGGCCGCGAAAAGCUCCAACCCGCAGACGUGAUCAACCCGCUCUUCGAUUGCCCCAAUGCCCGCAACAACGCCCGCCCAGCACCCCGCCAUCGCAUCACCCACGGCCGAGUCCUUUACUUCACCUUCCACCAGCUCGUCAUGCGUGCAUACCGAUUUGGACCCCGCUACGGUAUCUCACCUGACUCUCUAACCCGUCGCUGGCGUCGGGAUGGCUGGUCCCACCAGACCCGAUACCACAUCCACCAGGGCCGACUGCUCAUGCGGGUCGUGAGCACCUGCUUCGCCGAACCAGGCCUCAGCGUCAGCGAACAGCGACUCCUCCUCUACUCGCGCGACGACUACUGGCCGUAUUUCUCCGUCUGUGCGCACUGGCGGGAUGGAGAACUCAUGAACGUCUGCAAAUGUGCCCUCGGCCACAUCCCCGUCCCCCGCAACACAGCCGGCCUGCAGGGCCUCGAACACCGCGCAAAGGACAUGUACCACAGACGAGACCACAACCCCAACGCCCUCGCGUCGCUCUGCGGUAAGUGUCGGCCUAUGCGUCGCUGCCCCGAGUGUCCCUCCGAGUAUCUGGUCGAGGUCAAGCUCACCGAGGACCGGAGUGGUUCGUAUCAGAACUUAUUCCGGCAUGCGAUUGUGGUGACACGGUGGAGUGAUUUGGGAGAUGGGCGAUCGCCGCGGUUGUCGAAGGAGUGGGCGGCGAUUAAUGGGGACGAGGCGGGUGAGGGGUAUGAUUCUUUUGCGAAGAUAGGCAAGAGGGCUAUUUCGGGGAUUUUUGAGUCGGCCAUUACGGAUGAUACCUUACCUGGGCAGAGGAUUCUCUCGAUGAAUCCUAAGGGGAAGAAGUUGGGCGAGGCUGGGAAUACUUGGUACUGA
This is a messenger RNA of Aspergillus pseudotamarii, 2163 nucleotides long. RefSeq lists its product as uncharacterized. Bases 1 to 2163 code for a protein of 720 amino acids. NCBI's taxonomy places the organism in Eukaryota, Fungi, Ascomycota, Eurotiomycetes, Eurotiales, Aspergillaceae. The record is from RefSeq and is a predicted model, not a curated record. The transcript has 5 exons. Gene Ontology annotation, cellular component: mitochondrion. Gene Ontology annotation, molecular function: metal ion binding; superoxide dismutase activity. Gene Ontology annotation, biological process: superoxide metabolic process.